Molecule: messenger RNA, 1535 nt
Organism: Mercenaria mercenaria
Lineage: Eukaryota; Metazoa; Mollusca; Bivalvia; Venerida; Veneridae
Product: interferon-induced protein 44-like
Exons: 7
Coding region: 8-1147 (379 amino acids)
Source: RefSeq, a predicted model, not a curated record
AUUGCCAAUGGUUGUGGUAGCAACCAAGAUUGAUAAACAAUGUGAGAAUAUAACGGAAGAUGCGGAUCAUCUUUAUAAAUGCAUCAAAUCCCAUGACGCAGUCAGAAGAAUAUCUAAGGAUUUAGAUAUACAGGAAAACCACGUUCUACCAGUCGUGAAUUAUACCACUGACGAAAAGAAGUCAAAUGGGAAGGAUAGACUAGCUCUAGGAGCGUUGUAUACAAUGGUCGAUCUGGCGAAAAAGUACCUUGAAAAACAUACAGACAUGGUAAAGAAGGUUGACGAGUUUGAAGAAAGAGGGCACCUACUAUCUUCACGGCGAUCAGAAGUGGAAACUAAAGUGAAAGAAAUGACAGAAGAAAUGGCAAGCUUUGAUUCUGAAACACUUCUUAUUCUUUGCAUUGGACCUAAUGAGUCUGGGAAAACAAGUUUCAUCGAUUCUAUAUAUUCGACCUUAAUGCGAGAGAUAUGCCAAAUAACAAGAGAGUUUGGAGCAUACGGCGGAAAAUCCGGAGAUUUUCUAAACACAGAGAUGUUUCACAUGUACAAGAUUGGAGAUCAGAGAAGCAAUGUUUACUUUGGAGAUAUGGCUGGGAUGGAGAAAGCUGUUUGCACAUUAAAGGAAUAUAUACAGUGCUUUUUGGAAGGAAAUUCGCAAAACAUAUUCAGCUUACCAGAUGCAGUCAAAAGUUCACAGUCUACAGACAAGCCUGGCAGGAGAGCUAAAAUUCUCUGUGCAUGCAUUGUUGUACAUUGUCAGUUCGUUGAUAAAUUUAAUGGACUGCCUGGUAAACUCAAGGAAACAAUGCAUCCUCUCCAACAAUUCCUUUCCAUCAAAGGUAUCCCUUACGUUGUAAUUUUGACAAAGGGAGAUGAGCAAAGCGAAAACGCAAAGCUAGAUAAAAUUCAAGUCUAUGAAAGUAAAAAAGUGAAACGAUGCGUGAAGACACUUGUGACGGAGCUAGGAUUGAAACAGAACUUCAUAUUUCCAGUCGUUAAUUACACCCACGAAAACAAUGUUGACGCUACCGGUGAUAUAAUCUUACUAGAUGCACUGGAAGGUAUUUUGAAGCGUGGUAGAAAUUUCUUGGAGGGAACUAGGAACAGAGAGUCAAACUCUAACAAAGACUACAAGUCAGAUCUUUAAGUUUGUAGGCGACAAAAGUACAAAAACAAGUAACAAUAUUCUGUGGAAGCUAUAUGGUUUUAUGAUAUUCUUUGUUACAUUGCCUAUGUUGACUAUAUUUUAAACACAUUUUGUAAAAACCUAAACACCAUUCAGUGCUAAAGCUAUAUGAUGGAUUUCGCAUUUGACUUCUCUCUUACUAAAGAGGUCAAAGUACACGUUGCAUUGAUUAACUAUCAGUGCCAACGACAACUAGUAUAUCAAUGACUUAUUUUCAUAAAUCAGUAGUAAUUGAUAAGGGAGUGUUAUGUAUGCUAAUACAUAUACUUGCAAUGGCAUGUGUACUAUGAAAUGCUUUAUGUAUUUAUAUUUAAAUGGUUACAUGUUUUGUAAACAAUACCGACGCUUG